Hyaena hyaena (striped hyena) is the source of this 2025-nucleotide messenger RNA. It is a transcript of the gene SLC5A9, whose product is annotated as solute carrier family 5 member 9. The record is from RefSeq and is a predicted model, not a curated record. Gene Ontology annotation, molecular function: D-glucose:sodium symporter activity. Gene Ontology annotation, biological process: transmembrane transport. Bases 4 to 2016 code for a protein of 670 amino acids. The transcript has 14 exons. Gene Ontology annotation, cellular component: plasma membrane. Lineage: Eukaryota; Metazoa; Chordata; Mammalia; Carnivora; Hyaenidae.
GCAAUGGGGCCCGGAGCUUCAGGAAGUGGGGCCAGGACUGCGACAGCUCCACCCUCAGUGCUGGGCUCCGGAGUCAGCCUACAUGCCUAUGACAUAGGGGUCCUGGUCGUCUACUUCGUCUUUGUCAUCGGUGUGGGGAUCUGGUCAUCCAUUCGUGCAAGCCGAGGGACCAUUGGCGGCUACUUCCUGGCGGGGAGGUCCAUGAGCUGGUGGCCGAUCGGGGCCUCUCUGAUGUCCAGCAAUGUGGGCAGUGGCUUGUUCAUCGGCCUGGCUGGGACAGGAGCUGCAGGAGGCCUUGCCGUUGGGGGCUUCGAAUGGAACGCAACCUGGCUGCUUCUGGCCCUGGGCUGGAUCUUUGUCCCCGUGUACAUUGCUGCUGGUGUGGUCACCAUGCCACAGUACCUGAAGAAGCGAUUCGGGGGCCAGAGGAUCCAGGUGUAUAUGUCUGUCCUCUCCCUCAUCCUCUACAUCUUCACCAAGAUUUCGACUGACAUCUUCUCUGGAGCCCUCUUCAUCCAGAUAGCCUUGGGCUGGAACCUGUACCUUUCCACGGCCAUGCUGCUGGUGGUGACGGCUGUCUACACCAUCGCAGGGGGCCUCACGGCCGUGAUCUACACAGAUGCUCUGCAGACGGUGAUCAUGGUGGGGGGCGCCCUGGUCCUCAUGUUCCUGGGCUUUCAGGAGGUGGGCUGGUACCCAGGCCUGGAGCAGCGGUACAGAGAGGCCAUCCCUAACGCCACGGUCCCCAAUACCACCUGCCAUCUCCCCCGGUCUGAUGCCUUCCACAUGCUUCGGGACCCCGUGAGCGGAGACAUUCCGUGGCCAGGCCUCAUUUUCGGGCUAACAGUGCUGGCCACCUGGUGCUGGUGCACAGACCAGGUCAUUGUGCAGAGGUCUCUGUCUGCCAAGAAUCUGUCCCACGCUAAGGGAGGCUCCGUGCUGGGGGGCUACCUGAAGAUCCUGCCCAUGUUCUUCAUCGUCAUGCCUGGCAUGAUCAGCCGGGCCCUGUACCCGGAUGAGGUGGGCUGUGUAGACCCUGACGUCUGCCAAAGCAUCUGCGGGGCCCGAGUGGGGUGUUCCAACAUCGCCUACCCCAAGCUGGUCAUAGCCCUCAUGCCCGUGGGUCUCCGGGGCCUGAUGAUCGCAGUGAUCCUGGCCGCCCUCAUGAGCUCGCUCACCUCCAUCUUCAACAGCAGCAGCACCUUGUUUGCCAUCGACGUGUGGCAGCGCUUCCGGAGGAAGGCUACGGAGCAGGAGUUGAUGGUGGUGGGCAGACUGUUUGUGGUGUUCCUGGUUGCCAUCAGCAUCCUCUGGAUCCCCAUCAUCCAAAGCUCCAACAGCGGGCAGCUCUUCGACUACAUCCAGGCUGUCACCAGCUACCUGGCCCCACCUAUCACUGCCCUCUUCCUUCUGGCCAUCUUCUGCAAGCGGGUCACAGAGCCUGGAGCCUUCUGGGGCCUCAUGUUUGGCCUGGUCGUGGGCCUUCUGCGCAUGAUCCUGGAGUUCUCAUACCCAGCUCCAGCUUGCGGGGAUGUAGACCGGAGGCCAGCCGUGCUGAAGGACUUCCACUACCUCUACUUUGCUCUCCUGCUCUGUGGGCUCACUGCCAUCGUCAUCGUCACCGUCAGCCUCUGUACCACCCCCAUCCCUGAGGGGAAGCUCGCUCGUCUGACGUGGUGGACACGGAACCAUCCCCACUCUGAGCUGGAGAAGGAGGCCCCGGAGGGCACACCAGGGACCUCAGAGAUGCCACCUGGGGCAUGCCCUCCUGGCGGAGAGACCGAGAACUCCAGCCAGGACCGGGACCAGCACGGAGCCCGGCGCGGGCCGUGGCGCCGGCUGCUGUGGGACGGGCUCUGCGGGCUGGGGCCCCCGGCGCAGAGCCCGGCGGAGCCGGCGGCGCGCGGGCGGGAGCUGACCAGCAUCGCCGAGGAGCCGCUCUGGAGCGCCGUCUGCGACGUCAACGCCGUGCUGCUGCUCGCCGUCAACGUCUUCCUCUGGGGCUAUUUUGCGUGACUUCGCAGA